Messenger RNA from Oikopleura dioica, 474 nucleotides. The record is from the annotation of a GenBank genome assembly. NCBI's taxonomy places the organism in Eukaryota, Metazoa, Chordata, Appendicularia, Copelata, Oikopleuridae.
AUGGUCAAUGAAAAAAUGAGACACGGAAAGUUUCCGAGAGAGGUGAACACUAUGUGCUUUCACGCUGAUGGCAUUUUGCUGACUACGAACCUUUUGCAAUUCUACCUGGAUCUCGGUUUAGAAGUUACGCAAAUUCAUUAUGGCGUUUUGUAUAACAAGGAAAAGCCGUUUGGAAAAUUUAUUAAAGAUGUUGUCAGCCGGCGAGUCCACUACUCGAAGCCAGAUACAAAAAAUGAUGUCGCAGCAAACCGAGCUAAGCUGAUCAUGUCAUCUGCAAUUGGAAAAUUCGGGGAAAACCCAGAAAAGCGAGACAAAGUCCAAUUUUUACCAUUGGAGAAACUCUGGUUUCAAAUGCGAAAACCUCAUUUUAUUGGAUACGAGGUCAUGGACGCAGAAGGCGACACAAAUAUCGUGAAUAUCAAACAAAAACGAAAGCGAAUCAAGGAUGAUCUUGCAACCCAUAUGAACGGAUAA